UCGCUUCUCGAUGGAGUCAAGGAAAAGACCUAGAAAAAAGGCCAAUAGAAAAGACCUAAUGAAGCCUUUGAAUAUACUAGGCAAAAGAGUGCUCCAUGUCUGCAGCACGUAGGGAAUGUAAACCAUAAUGGACAAGAAAACCACCAAUAACACCUGGACAUGUGAUCGAUUGAUACCCUCCCACCUCGAGGCCGACCUCACACAUCCCGGGAUGCAUCCGCGAGAGAUCGUGAAUACAAGGCACGAAGGUUCACGGUACUAUCAGAUGGACUGGACUCCAAAGAAUCUGCGAGCUGAGACCUCUUUAGACGCGGUGGUUGUAGCGAAGUAUAACUUGUGAUCAAGGCCGGUUUGACCGGGGAAUAGAAGCCAGCAGUUACACCGGUAGUUGGAACUUUACUGGACUCGCCGGUCAUCUUGUGAGUGGAUGUAGCGGGUGAAUAGUAUGUUAAUGUUGGUGUGUUGGCGGCCUUUCGUAAAACCCUUCCUCUAGCGGUUUCAUCAUCAACAGCUGCAUUUGCGAUGCUCUCGGGUGUCUUUGUGAAAUCCUGAUCGUAAGGAAUUGUUUUGAUUUGGCUGGGCUCAGGCUUGACAACCUCGAUGUCUUUGCUCGAGGCGUGGGUGGUAGCCUCUUCGACCGGCACCUCGACCUG
Molecule: messenger RNA, 653 nt
Organism: Periconia digitata
Lineage: Eukaryota; Fungi; Ascomycota; Dothideomycetes; Pleosporales; Periconiaceae
Source: the annotation of a GenBank genome assembly